Molecule: messenger RNA, 2992 nt
Organism: Drosophila serrata
Lineage: Eukaryota; Metazoa; Arthropoda; Insecta; Diptera; Drosophilidae
Biological process (GO): ultradian rhythm
Cellular component (GO): external side of plasma membrane; plasma membrane
Molecular function (GO): oxidoreductase activity; RNA binding
Source: RefSeq, a predicted model, not a curated record
CGUGAUCUGGUCGCUCCUCGCUACAGGGAAAUUAUUUUUUUACACUACUUUGGCGAACAAUUGCGGGGGCGAUAAUAUGCUACCGCUCUUUGGGACCAUGCCGAACGGCGUCAGUUUGCCAAAUCACCCGAAUUUCCUCAACCAACUGGCGGCUGCCAUCUCCACGGUGGCCACCACCACUGCGGGCGGUGGCGGCGGCGGCGUCGGAGGAGGUGCCGUCACCAUGGGAGCCACAUCGCCGCCCAAGCAAGCAUCCAACAAUAAGGCGAUAAAGCCUCAGCAACAGCCGCAGGGCAUUGCUCCCAUGGACCUGGAGAAUGAGAACGAACACACCGCGGACGUGACGUCCACCACGAGCCACAAGGACUCAAAGAUGCAGGCUACUGCUGCUGCGCUCUCUCUGCCGGAUUCGGCACAGCUCUACCUGAACGGACUGAUGCAAACGCCGCCCGGCUAUCUGUACUUUCCGGCCAUCCAGACUGGCAGCGGUCCCGCUGGCGGGAGCACGUCCGCUACAGGAGGCACGUCCGCUUCGUCUGUGGCAGCGGCAGUUGCUGCCUCGGGUGGGAGCAACACCAAUGCCCAGAUGCUUAUGGAUCCCACGGCCAUGAUGGCUGCGGCCAUGCAGCAGAUGCAACAGAUGCACUAUGCCGCGGCUGCGGCGGCGGGAAUGCCAUCGGAUGCCGGAGCAACCGUAGAAGCAGGCCUUGCAGCGGAUGGCACAGGAGCGGCUGGGCUCAAGGAGGUUAUAAAGACAAAGAAUUGUAUUUUGUUCCCGCCAAACCCCAAUGCUCCGCCACCCACCAUACGCGAUCGUCCGCCCGGCUGUCGGACUGUUUUUGUGGGCGGAUUGCCAGAGAACAUAACCGAUGAGGUCAUCCGUGAGAUAUUUGAGUCGUGUGGCGAGAUCACGACGCUGCGCAUGUCGAAGAAGAACUUCUGCCAUAUUCGUUAUCGCCAGGAGACAGCCAUAGAUCGUGCCAUUUACCUAUCCGGUUAUAGGUUGCGGAUUUCGGCGCUAAACGAACCGCCCAACUUUGGACGUCUGCAUGUGGACUAUGCCCAGGCUCGGGAUGAUCAGUACGAUUACGAGUGCCGCCAGAGACAACAGCAGCGGGAGCAGCGGCAUCGGGAGCGCAUGUCCCUGGACAGAAUGCGAUCGCAGUCGCCGCCACCAAUCCCCCACUAUACGGACCAUGAGGCAACGGCCGUGGCGGAGCAUCUGCGCACCAAUGAGACCUUCGUGAAGGCCAUUCAGACCAUUACCGCCUGGCUGGAGCGCGGUGACUGCACCAAGCGUAAUGCCAACAUCUUCUACUCGAUGAUCCAGAGCACCCACGCCCAUGUGCGGCGUCUCCACGCAGACAAGCUGCAGCUAGAGGAGGAUCUCAAGAAGGCCAGGGACAGCUACCGCAAACAGAUGGGCACCAUGUCAACGCAAUUCACUCAGAUUGAAAAAGUGUUCAAUGCCGCUAGUCACAAGAAGGUUUGGGACCAUUUCACCAAAGCCCAAAGAAAAAACAUCGAUCAAUGGAAGAAGUUAGCCACGGAACUGCGAACGGUCCAGAUCACCGACGAUGAUGAAAUGGAAAUCUCCGACGAUGAGCGGGAAUACGAAAGACGUGGACCGGGUGGCAAGAGGAUGCGGUAUGACAGCGAUAGUUUGAAGGACGAAAACGACUCUCUGCGCUGUCAGCUGGAGGCCAUUCGGCAUGAGAUGAAUCUGGAGCGCAGCGAUUACGUGCAGCGCGAGAAGCAGAUCAAGGUGCUCCAAGAAACCAUUCGCAACAUGCAGACACAGCUGCUGCAGACCAAGCUCCGCGAACAGAAGGACACCAAGACCAUAGAGCAUCUGGAGCGGAAUCUCAAGGAUGCUGGCGUAAAGCAACUACUGCUAAAGACCAAAAUCAAGGAGGUGGCCGACAAGUUAAAGAACAAGGAGGCUCAAAACAGCAACGGUGCCGCUUCGAACGCUUCCAACGCCUCAAAUCCCGACUAUGACCCUGACGAUUCGUGCAGUCAGGAGGCCAUAGGGGUUAGACGGCAGCGACCACAAACGGAACCGGAAAUAAUUGAUAUCGAUAAGGUGGACGAUGAUGUGAGGAUCAUAGAGCACCAGAGCGGUGUGGUGGAGAUCCAUGAAAUCGAAGAUGAUGAGAAAGAACCCGGCCCAAAGGCGGCCUCCGUGGAAACCAAAGAAAAAGAGUCAAUUACAGAGAAUAAUUCUAAGGUCAACAAUGUGGAGACCAUAAGUAAUGUCAUUGCAGAGGAGACUCCAAUAUCACCCAGGGAAAAGGAAACCUUCAAAUCCCUGGCCCUUUCCGAGGCUAAGAUAAUUGCUCUUGCCUCAGCCUACCUGGUGCUGCAUCCCCAUGGCGUUGACAUUGCCAACAUAGCGAGUUACUUAAGUGGAAUGCUCUGCCACAAUAACGCUGCCCCCAGUAACCUAGAUGAUCUUGCCAAUAUACUCAGAAAAUACACGAAUCUCUUCAAAGCCAAGGAUGAGGCCAAGUGGCGAUUCUGCGGCUUCAACGAGUCGCGGGAACCGUAGAAAGAAAGAUUUAAAGUGCGCGAAUUGUAGACUCCAACAAGAUGGACAAUUGAAUGCUUUAAUUAUGUUACAACUAUAUAUAUCAUAAUGCGUAUCGGGUAAGGAAGCAGAAGCAGAGUGACAAGUUAACCGAUGGAUGGACGCAAGUCUUUCAGUGCAAUCACAACUUAAUGAGACCAGUUCCAGUUUUUAAGGGCAAGUACUCGUAGUUAACUCUUAUCAGAAGAAAGACACCACAAACUAACUACCGUUUCAAUUAUUUAAACAACUCAACAACCUAAUGAAUAAUUAUACAUUUAAGCUAAAUGAAUUCAAUAUAUACACCAGAAUAUAUACAUCAAUAUUUUAAAUAUAAAGCUGAGAGGCCGCAAGACGCAAUUGUUGCUUAAUGUUGACACAAGAGUCGAAGGAAUGGAACCAAAUAAAUUUUAUGCUAAACUA